CUUUCGAGAAUUUGUGGAAACAAAGAGGAUUUUCAAAUUCCUAAUGGGUCUCAAUAAAUCCCUUGAUGAAGUUCGUGGUCGAAUUCUCGGAACUAAGCCAUUACCUAGUAUCCGAGAAGUCUUUUUUGAAGUACGUAGGGAGGAAAGUCGAAAGAAAGUCAUGUUGGGAUCAUCUGAACAUCCUCUUACUCAAACUGAAUUUGCUCUCAUUUCCCAACGAGAUCACCCAAAUGAUCCAAUCGCUCUUGCUGCCCGGGGAAACUUCCAAUCCUAUGGUUACAAUCGACAGCACAAAGGGCGACCAUGGUGCGAUCAUUGUCAUAAAGUGGGACAUGUCAAAGAAACCUGUUGGAAACUACAUGGGAAACCARCAAAUUGGAAGCCGAACACUACUAGAUCGGAUCGAGAAACUAAGGGGAAUGCUGCUGUAUCUGAAACUUCCAAUCAACAACCACAUGCUAAAGAGUUGUUGAACAUGCUGCAACAACUAUUACACAAAACAAAUCUAUCAACAACAGUAGGUGGUUCUGGGAAUGUACAGCAAGGUAACAAAAAUUCCCUUGCUCUCCAUACUCAAACUCUUCCAUCUGAAUGGAUAGUGGACUCUGGAGCAUCAGAUCAUAUGACAGGACUUGGGAUCGGGGAAGAUGAUUGGCAAUGCUGAACUAUGUGCUGGAUUGUAUCUUCUGAGAGCAACUAGUCCUCCACMAACACAUGAAUGCAAUAAACUUGUGGUUCAGUCUAAUCGUGAGUCAGCUUAUAUUUCUGAGUCUUUAAAUCAUAAAGAUAGUCGUAUCAUGAUGUUGCACUAUCGUUUUGGUCAUCCAAAUUUUGCCUAUCUCGAGCGUCUGUUUCCUUCUUUAUUUAUCAAUAAAAAGAGUCAAUUUUUCAAGUGUGAGAUUUGUCAACUCUCCAAACACACACGUGCCCAUUAUUCACCUAAUAUUCAUUCUCCGUCUCAACCUUUCUCUCCUAUCCAUGGAGACAUUUGUGGACCUUCAAGGGUAAAAAAUAUCAAUGGGGCUCGUUGGUUUCUUCURUUUGUUGAUGAUCACACACGUUUGAGUUGGACAUUCCUUAUGAAAGACAAAUCUGAAACUAGCCAA
Messenger RNA from Momordica charantia (bitter melon), 1106 nucleotides. Lineage: Eukaryota; Viridiplantae; Streptophyta; Magnoliopsida; Cucurbitales; Cucurbitaceae. The record is from RefSeq and is a predicted model, not a curated record.